This is a messenger RNA of Lepidothrix coronata (blue-crowned manakin), 1944 nucleotides long. It is a transcript of the gene NKAP, whose product is annotated as NFKB activating protein. Gene Ontology annotation, cellular component: nucleus. The coding region runs from base 1 to 1095 and encodes 364 amino acids. Gene Ontology annotation, molecular function: chromatin binding. The transcript has 9 exons. The record is from RefSeq and is a predicted model, not a curated record. Gene Ontology annotation, biological process: regulation of gene expression. NCBI's taxonomy places the organism in Eukaryota, Metazoa, Chordata, Aves, Passeriformes, Pipridae.
AUGGCGCCCGUGUCCCGCUCCCGCUCCCCGCCCGCCGCCAGCCCCGAGCGCCGCGCCCGCCGAUCCCGAUCCCGAUCCCGAUCCCGCUCCCGCGAGCGCAACGUCCCGAGGCGCCCGAGCCACCGGCGGAGCCGCAGCCGGUCGCGGUCGCGCAGCCCCGGCCCGCCGCGCUCCGCCGCGCACCACGGGCACCACCACCACGGCAAGGGCUGGCCCGAGUACUACGAGAAGGAGAAGGAGGAGAUCUUACGGCAGAGGAGACUCAAUGAGAGAGAGAGAAUUGGAGAGCUGGGGGCACCUGAAGUCUGGGGGCUGUCACCAAAGGUUCCUGACCCCGAUUCUGAUGAGCAUACACCAGUAGAAGAUGAAGAGGCAAAAUCGAAGAGUAGUUCUUCGGAUUCCAGCUCAGAAGAGGAAAAGAAGAAAAAGAAGAAAAAAAGAAACAAGAAAAAACGUAAGGCAUCCAAAAGAAAGCGCAGAAAACAUUCUGAGGACAGCGACAGUGAGUCGGAGUCUGAGCAGAACUCCAGUGAUGAAGAUAAAAAGAAAAGCAAGAAGAGGAAAAAGAAGAGCAAAAAGAAGAAGUAUAAGAAAAAGAAAAAUAAGAAGAGCAGGAAGGAAUCCAGCGAUUCCAGUAGCGAAGAUUCCGACGAUGAAACAGUUCAAGGGGAUGAUCUCUGGAUUGAGAGAUCAAAAAAUACUGAAGCCGAUAGCUUGAUUGGACCAGAGGCUCCCAAAACUCAUGCGUCUCAGGAUGACAGGCCUUUGAACUAUGGACACGCCCUCCUGCCGGGUGAAGGUGCAGCAAUGGCAGAGUAUGUAAAAGCGGGAAAACGUAUUCCCCGGAGAGGCGAGAUCGGUUUAACCAGUGAAGAGAUUGCAUCGUUUGAGAGCUCUGGUUACGUCAUGAGUGGCAGCAGACACCGGCGCAUGGAAGCCGUGCGUCUGCGCAAGGAGAACCAGAUCUACAGCGCAGACGAGAAGAGAGCCCUGGCCUCCUUCAACCAAGAGGAGAGGAGGAAACGAGAGAACAAGAUCCUCGCAAGCUUUCGAGAGAUGGUCUACAGAAAGACUAAGGGCAAAGAGGAGAAAUAAUGCUUUGUUUGAGCUGUGCAGCACGGAUUGUACCACGCAGCAGCUGACCUGUUCCAGUCGUGAUUUGAAAAAUGCUGCAGGUGCUGCAGCGCCUUUCACCCAACAGGGCUGGGCCCCAGGAGUGGAUUACUUCUGUCAAGAAAACAGAGUUACUUUCAUCAGAUUCUCUAGGGUGAUUUGUUCACCAUCUACAAGGAAUCCCUGUAAAGUGAAAGGCUAGAAGGCAGGAACAGACAGGGAAGAUUAGAGGUGUCAAAUGUUCUGUGCUUGCUUUGAAUCAGACAAGCUGGAGGAUCCCGUGGGAAGGGCUUUGUUACAUAAUACCAAUGUGUCAUUUUUUUAAUUCCAUUUAUUUUGAUUUUUCAUAGACUCAUUUAGCUUGGAAAAGACAGCAAACAAGCUACUACUAACAGCAGCAAAAAUGAAGGAACUCCUGAGUUCCUGUUUAAGAUCUAGGACUGUCCACUAUUUCUUCAGAAGUCUUUUUAGAUUUAGGUUUUUCUCAAAACAGUGAAGUUUGGUUUGUGGUUCAAACUAGACUUGUAAAUAUUCUGUAAAUGAGUUUGUAAUUUAAUACAGAUGGGCUUCAGUUACUUUAAAGCAAGCAGAUUGCAAUUGGGGUGUAAAGUAACAGUAUAAUAGGAGGGUCCGCUCUUCACUGAAAUCUGUGGUGAAGAACAAAGUUGCUUGCUUCUUUUUCUCCUAUGUUAUACAUAGGCAUUAGAGCAGUGGGGUGCAGUGAUUGGAACCCCUGGAUGUACACAGUGGCAACAAGGAUGUGUCUUUCAAUUUAUUUGAAAUGUUUAUGUUUAUGAAAGUGUUCUAGAUUAAAACCUUAUUUUAACUCCG